Molecule: messenger RNA, 2932 nt
Organism: Dichomitus squalens LYAD-421 SS1
Lineage: Eukaryota; Fungi; Basidiomycota; Agaricomycetes; Polyporales; Polyporaceae
Exons: 9
Coding region: 86-2917 (943 amino acids)
Biological process (GO): mRNA 3'-end processing by stem-loop binding and cleavage
Cellular component (GO): mRNA cleavage and polyadenylation specificity factor complex
Molecular function (GO): RNA binding
Source: RefSeq, a predicted model, not a curated record
GACUCUGACUUAACUUCUGGACCUACACUGUCUGAUAAUGUGCUGAGACUGUCUACUACGAUCUGUGAAGUGACCAAUACUUGCCAUGAUUACGUUCACGCCCCUCUCGGGUCCCGCUCGCUCUGCUCGCACAGUCCCAUUGGCGUACUUGCUACAGGUCGACGAUGUACGCAUACUUCUUGACUGUGGAUCUCCAGACUGGUGCCCAGAAACCACUCAAGAUGGCACAGAGGAGAGCGAAUUAGCCCCAUGGGAGAAAUAUUGUGAUUCUCUGAAGGAGUGUGCAUCCUCCGUAGACCUCGUGCUGCUAUCUCAUGGUGAUCUAUCUCACUGUGGAUUGUAUCCCUAUGCACAUGCGCAUUGGGGUCUCACUGCUCCUGCGUAUACCACGCUACCUGUACAAGCUAUGGCAAGGGUUGCCGUAACCGAAGACGUUGAAGGCAUUCGCGACGAACAAGACGUAGGAGAUACAACGGAGGCUAAGGGGACCCAAGAGUCCUCCAGCGAACCAUCCGGCUCUCCUGUACUUGGUGAGAAUGUCUCUUCUCCACCACCUUCCUCCGAAGGAAAGCGGCGCAAGAAUGUUGCUACUCUUCAAGAAGUUGUCGACGCCUUUGAGUCUGUGAAUGUCUUGAGGUAUUCUCAGCCAUGUCACCUACAAGGCAAGUGCCAGGGUUUGACUAUCAUCCCCUUCAACGCUGGUCACUCUCUUGGAGGUACCAUCUGGAAGAUUCGUUCUCCCUCGGCUGGUACUAUUCUCUACGCCGUCGAUAUGAAUCACAUGCGGGAACGACAUCUGGACGGCACUGUUCUCAUACGGCAGGCUUCUGCUGGUGGUGGAGUCUUCGAGAGCUUGGCAAGGCCGGACCUCUUGAUCACCGACGCGGAGCGCGCCAACGUGACCACAGCUCGUCGCAAAGACAGGGACGCCGCUUUGCUAGAUUGUGUCACCGCAACUCUAUCGUCACGCAAUUCUCUGUUGUUGCCAUGCGAUGCCAGUACCAGAGUCCUCGAGUUAUUAGUCUUGCUUGAUCAGCACUGGAACUACUCUCGGCUGAAAUACCCGAUCUGUCUGCUGUCCCGUACGGGUCAGGAGAUGCUCACCUUCGUUCGCAGUAUGAUGGAAUGGUUCGGCGGCACGAUCAGCAAGGAGGAUGUUGGUGAGAACGGCGAGAACGGAAGGCGUGACCGACGAAGACGCGACGAUGAUCACGACGAAGAAGCAUUAGGGGCCUUCGCCUUGCGCUUCAAGCACGUCGAGUUCUUCCUGAGCCCUCAAGCUCUCAUGUCGACGUACUCGUCGAAAGACCCCAAGCUAAUACUUGCCGUACCGGCCACGCUCUCUCAUGGUCCCUCGCGCGCGAUCUUCGCAGAGUUUGCGGAGAUUCCUGAUAACGUCGUCCUUCUCACUGGGCGAGGAGAGCCGGGCACACUGGGCCGGCUGCUUUUUGACAAGUGGAAUGAUUCUCAGCGCGAGGAAGCGAAGUGGGACCGAGGAAAGAUUGGCAACAACAUCAUGAUGGAUGGGGUCCUUCGCCUCGAGAUGCACUCCAAGGUGCCACUCCAGGGCGAGGAGCUGGAAGAGUACCUUGCGAAAGAGCGCGCGGCGCGGGAGAAGGCCGCAGCGCAACAAGCUGCGCUCGCGCGCACCCAGCGCAUGCUUGAGGCAGACGAGGCCGAGAGCGAGUCUGAAGACGAUACCGACGAGUCGGGCUCGGACUCGGAUGAAGAAAGCGAGGUGGAGCGCACGCUCGGUGAAGACUUCAUGGACACCGCCGAAGAAGGCAAGCCUGUGCGAACUGGGCGCACGAAUGGCCGCCGAAAGCGGAAGCGCGCCGAAGGCGGCGGCGCGGACGGGGACUGGGUCGUAGGCGGAAACGAGCCCGAGGACGGGGCGGUGACGCGCAUAUCAUUUGAUAUCUACUUGAAAGGGAACGUCACGAAGGCGACGUCGUUCUUCAAGAGCGCGGAGGGGCAGACGCAGCGGUUCAGGAUGUUCCCGUAUGUGGAGAAGAAAAGGAGGGUGGACGAGUAUGGCGAGACAGUCGAUGUCGGAAUGUGGCUGAGGAAGGGGAAGGUGUUCGAGGAGAGUACGGAGAGCGAGGAGUCGAAGGAAGCAAAACGGCGGAAGGAGGAAGAAGAGGCAAAGAAAACGCCUCGAGAGCCGCCGUCAAAAUACGUGACAUCCGUUGCGGAAGUGCAACUCGCAUGUCGAUUGUUCUUCGUCGACUUGGAGGGUUUGAAUGACGGACGUGCGGUGAAGACAAUUGUCCCUCAGGUCAACCCUAGGAAGAUGAUUCUGGUGCAUGCACCACAAGCUGCAACAGAUGCUUUGAUUGAGAGCUGUGCAAGUAUCAAAGCCAUGACCAAGGAGAUUUACGCUCCUCCCCAAGGCGAGACUAUCCAAAUCGGUCAACACACGAAUAGCUUCUCGAUAUCACUGAGCGAUGAGCUCCUGGCCUCCCUCAAGAUGUCCAGGUUCGAGGAUAACGAAGUUGCCUAUGUCUCUGGUCGCGUGUCCAGCCUGGCAUCGUCAACCAUCCCAGUACUGGAGCCGGCAGCAAUCACUCACUUCCAACCGGCAUCUGCCCCGCACCAGCCACUUCGUGGGCGGAUGCUCGGCUCACGGCCGACACAGGCUCUGCCGCAAUCGACCAUGAUCGGCGAGCUCAAAUUGACUGCGUUGAAGACGCGUCUAGCGUCGAUCGGCGUGCAAGCUGAGUUGGUCGGAGAGGGUGUCCUGAUCUGCGGCGCGGCCGCAAAGAAGGGGGCGGGCGUCGGUCUGGACUCUCUUGGCGAUUCUGUAGCAGUCAGAAAGACUGCACGCGGUCGGGUUGAAGUGGAGGGCUCGGUGUCGGAUGUUUAUCACACCGUUCGUAGAGAAGUAUAUAGUCUCCUUGCACUCGUCGCGGGAUGAGGCGUAUCACGAGCU